UGUUCCUUAGGCCACGUUACCAACAGUAAACAGAACCUGCACAAAUUAUCAGUUCCGAACUCUAGUCGGUAGGGAUCCCGCAAGUCUUUUCUUGUUGGCUGCCGCGCACCAACAUGUCUGAACCAGAUGGCUUGAGCAUGUCACUUGAGGACCUUAUAAAGAAGCGUGGAUUUACCGGUGGUCGCGGCGAUAAACCCGCAUCCGGACAGCAUCGCGGAGGUGGCCGCGCAGGAGGCUCGGGCGGCCUGGGCGUACGCGGUGGUGGGGUCCAGAAAUUUUCAGACCGCAAGGUCUUUCAGGGCCGCGGCGACCACGGUGGCGGGCGAGGCGGGUUCGGCAGGGGCGACCGCGGGGGCUUCGGCGGACGCCACACUGCCCCCGCUGGGCAAGGCUUCGCUGGCCGCGGCGGCCGCGGCGGCCGCUUCAACGGUGGUGGCGCCGGUGACUUCGGGGGACGGGGUGGUUUUGGCGGCCGUGGUGGCUUCGCCGGCGGCCGGGGCGGCUUUGCGGGGGGCGCUGUGCCGGCAGCGCCGGUGAGCCACGUGCAGACGUACCUGGACGACGCCACUGGGAACGUGGUGGUCAAGCUCAAGGACACAGAGAUUGUGACCGUGGCACCCGGCGGCGAGAUCGUGCUCAGCACGGACGGCUGGUUCACACAAACCACGCUAGACCACAUGAACAAGGCGCUGAAUGUGCUCCAGAUUAAGGUUACGGCCAACGGCGACGUGCGGGACGGCAACUGGCAGGUAUCGUACGGCCCCCACCUGCUCCGCUACUACGACGGAAUCGUGCUGCACCCCAAGAACCCAGCCACCGCCGCGCAGCGCGCGCCGGCGGUGCUCGCCGCCAUGACCGGGGCCGCGGCCGGCACAGGUGGCUACGGUGGCGCGCAGGGCGGCUUCGGCAGCGGCGGCGGCUUUGGCGGCGGCUUCGGCGGCGCGAACGGCGGCGGCUUUGGCGCGGCGGGCAUGGGCAUGUACAACCAGAUGGGCGGCAUGGGCGCAAACCCGCUGGCGUCCUCGGCGGCGGCCGCCUCCACGGCGGCGGCGCUCGCAGCGAACGUGAUGGCGCGUGCAAGAGCGGUGCUGGGGCUGGGCGGUGCGGGCGAUGGCUCGGGGGCAGGGGGGCUGGGCAACGCGCAGCAGCAGGCGCUGGCGGCGCUCGCGGGCCUGGCGGACACAACCAUGACGGACUCGGACACCGUCCGCCGCCUCAAGGCGCAGGGGCGCAUGUAGUUGACUGAUGCUUGUGGCCGUGGCGGUGAUAGAAAGUGGUGGAACCAGAGCGAACACCGUCUGGUGCGCUUGUGGCCGCUGCUGGUGGAAGCCGAUCCGGCCUGAGUGCGGACGGCUGAAGAUGCCAAAGGGGCUGAAUGUGAUCAGCUGCCUACAACCUGGAUUGUGUGCUGGAAUGAGCUUGGCAGAUGGCGCGGUGCGCUGUUAUGUUCAGCGGGGCUGUUAAACGCUAUCAACGUGAGGCAAGGGCUCGGAAUUCAGGGUCGGAUGUCUCGUGCUAAGGACUAUCCGUUGCAGUUUAUUCCUGUUCGCGAACAAGAAAAGGUGGCUCUCCCUUGCAAGGGAAAAGUGGGCUGUGCCGCCACGCCGCGUCCUCCGAAGGUUCCGAUACUAGCCUCAUCUCCCGGACAUAGCCGGGGUCGGUUUGUACAGGCA
Molecule: messenger RNA, 1673 nt
Organism: Chlamydomonas reinhardtii
Lineage: Eukaryota; Viridiplantae; Chlorophyta; Chlorophyceae; Chlamydomonadales; Chlamydomonadaceae
Exons: 3
Coding region: 138-1238 (366 amino acids)
Source: RefSeq, a predicted model, not a curated record